AAUUAUGAACAUCUAUGUCUUAACCAAAUGGGAUAAAAUGCUAAAGCAUUGAGCACUUGAUGUAGAUUUGUACUUUUGACUUCUUACUGAAAAGGAACUAAAAAUAUUUAAAUCUGUUGGUAAACAUGUUUUGCGCUUAAUUGAUUGAUAAAUUUGCCAUUUACAGAAUUCUGUUGUAACUGAUCACAAGUGGUUAAUAUUUAGCCAUCACUAGAGACUGAAAUGUUUCUAAAAAUAGAAAAUUUCCUAACUGUAACUAAGACUGAUGGAAGUAAGGGAAACAACCCUACAUGUAAAAAGUAGAUAUGUAAGAAAGAUGAGGAAUGAGAAUACAUUUUGUUAAAGAUAAAAGGUAGUUUUGUCCUAAAUGAUAUGGUUGUUUUAAAGGAAAUGGCUUGGGACAAAACCUGAAUGCAAAAGAAAGUUGUAGAAGGUUUGUGAAGGGAAAUCAUCAGAAAAAAAAAAAAUAGGUAUGGUCAGACGGACUACCAAAAGAAAAACGCUGUAAGGUUUUUAUUAAAAGGGUAGUUGUUGGAAGAAACACACCAUGAAAUCACUCUUUUGGUUUUGUUUUCUGGCUCUGACAUCAUCCUCACUUCUGUUGCUAGAAGCAAAUCACCAAAAAAUCCACAAUGCGUUCACUCAGGGCAGAGCGGGCAAUCCAGGUAGAGGACAGAGUCUCUACAGGAGGAAGGGUCCCCAUACCCAGUGUCUUCAGAGGGUGCAGGGAUGAAGGCUCUGCUGAGGCUCUUGGACCAGAAGCUCCCGGCCACACCCGCCCCUGUUGUGUGCAAGUGCGUGCAGGGGUUCCCCCAGCUGGUCCAGGGGAGCCUGGGCCAGGCCCUGCCCCUGCUGGCUGCCGAGGGGUACCCAGGGUGGGGCUCCCCGGGAGCCUUCCCUCUGGGGCACUGUGUCCUGGGACAGGACCUUCCUCCAGGCCCGGACACCUGUCCUCUCACUUCCUGCCGUGCUGGGCCCUGCUGCCCAGAGGGACCAGACUCUCCCUGGACCCCAUCUGCCCUCGGUCACUCCUCGAGGCUUCCAGCACCCUGAGAGCACGGCAUAGGCGUGACGAGACAGAGAAGCCGCAGACACAGAGCCAGACGUGGUGAAGGGACCGAGACAUGGAUGCCGGCGCAGAGGCCUGGGACAGGCUGGACGAGGGCACCUUCACCGACAACUUCCACAAUGAAAUCUGGGCGUCCAGGACCUAUCUGUGCUAUGAGGUCGAGCAUCCCGGUCAGGGAUCCGGGAUUCCUCCGGGCCAGGACAAGGGUGUCCUACGCAAUAAGAGUGACCCGGACCCCAUGCUCUCGCGCCAUGCGGAGUCCUUCCUGCUGGAGCGGAUCCAGUCCUGGAAACUGAACCCGGAACACCAGUACAGGGUCACCUGCUUUCUCUCCUGGAGCCCCUGUGCUGAUUGUGCCCAGCGUAUGGCUGAGUUUCUGGGGGACAAUAGGCACGUGAGCCUGAACCUCUAUGCCUCCCGCAUCUACAGCCUGGGACAGUAUGAGCAGGGGCUGCGCACCCUGAAGAGGGCUGGGGCCAGCAUCGCCAUCAUGACCGCCAGGGAGUUUGAACACUGCUGGGACACCUUCGUGCUCCACGAGGGAAGAAGCUUCCAGCCCUGGGAGGGUCUGGACAAGGAGAGUCAGAAAUUCUCUGAGACCCUGCAGAGCAUUCUCCAGCAGGAAGCCUGAAGGAUGGACUUCAGUCUCGACAAAGACCACGCAGGAGAGGCCUCUGUGAACAGCAGAAUAAAACAUUUCCUCCCAAGCCUGCAGACCUGCUCUCCACCGCCCUCCAGAUUUUUCCACGAAAACCAGCAAAAGGCCAUGAGCCCAGAAGAAGUCGUCUUGAAAGAAACAAUCUGAGUAGAUUUACUUGUCCUGGAAAAUCUAUCUUAGGUUCAAAUAUACGGGUUAAGAUCAUACUCACAGCUGUCAGAAGAGUUUUCCACAUUUAGAGAAGUGACGAAUUGAUGUCAA
Neogale vison (American mink) is the source of this 1988-nucleotide messenger RNA. RefSeq names its product DNA dC->dU-editing enzyme APOBEC-3G-like. The transcript has 7 exons. Gene Ontology annotation, cellular component: P-body; cytoplasm; nucleus. The coding region runs from base 1125 to 1700 and encodes 191 amino acids. Gene Ontology annotation, biological process: negative regulation of single stranded viral RNA replication via double stranded DNA intermediate; defense response to virus; cytidine to uridine editing. The record is from RefSeq and is a predicted model, not a curated record. Lineage: Eukaryota; Metazoa; Chordata; Mammalia; Carnivora; Mustelidae. Gene Ontology annotation, molecular function: RNA binding; zinc ion binding; cytidine deaminase activity.